This is a messenger RNA of Phycomyces blakesleeanus NRRL 1555(-), 2913 nucleotides long. RefSeq lists its product as hypothetical. The transcript is spliced from 10 exons. The record is from RefSeq and is a predicted model, not a curated record. The coding region runs from base 1 to 2913 and encodes 970 amino acids. NCBI's taxonomy places the organism in Eukaryota, Fungi, Mucoromycota, Mucoromycetes, Mucorales, Phycomycetaceae.
AUGGCUGAGCAGCAACUUGAGAUUGUCAGUCUAAAAGCUUUAUCAACAGAUACUACCAUGACUACUGGCUUGGAUCUGCACAGUCUCCCUGUCCACACUUUGUCUGAGGAGAAAAAGAAAACCUUGGUUGAAUGCUAUUCUCCAAUUGUGAGUGUCCAGUACUCUCCAUCCUUCACAAUCCCCAUGGCACUCCAGAAGUUUUCUGCAUUGCAAAAGUUGAUGGAUGCCUCAUUGUCUGCAAUUCAGUACUCUUCCAUGGCCAUUUUCUACCCCCAACAAAGCCUACACUAUGACUCCAGACACCUUCUAGGCUUCUAUUACGAGUCAAGCUGCAGCCACCAAGGCUUUACUUUAAGCUUCUGCUUGCCCUUGCUCGUCGUUUUUUUGAGAGGCCCCACCACACAGAGCUGGCAGGCAUUCCACAAACAAUGGACGCACUCACAAUGGGUCAUUCCAGUCGUCACAUCCCUCAAGGGGUCGCAGGGCAUUUCACAAAUGGGGGGAUUCCACAACGCACAGACAUUCCAGAGCAAAAAGCCCCUCUCAUCAAACAGUCCUUUCCAACGGGGACCCCACAUCUCUGAAGGUUUCUGUAUCCACUUUGCUCAACAACUGCCAAUGUCGAGCCACCCUUGUCCUCACAUUCCCAUGAGCCAUGACCAAACUCUUUUGCUUCGCCAUGAGAUAAGCCAAAUUUUGUACAAGCAAGCAAUCGAACCGGUUACCUCCCCCUCUCCUGGGUUUUACAGCAAUCUAUUUGUCAUUCCCAAGAAAGACGGAGGUGCCCGUCCAGUUUUCAAUCUCAAAGGCCUGAACCAAUUCCUGGAUGCUUCCAAGUUUAAGAUGGAGACUCUUUACGAGGUUUUGGGAAGGCCAUAUAUUCCAGUUUCGCACCAUGCACUUUGGUCUCUCCAUCGUUCCUUGGCUGUUCACAAAGAUUACCCAUCCUGUUCUUCUCUGGGCUUGCUCUCACAGGAUUCGGGUCUCUGCCUACCUCAACGAUUGGAUCCUAAUGGCCCCCACAGCAGAACUAGCUCAGGAGUACACUCGUCUUCUUCUUCAGUGCAUGACGUCAUUGGGAUGAAUUGUCAAUAUGAAAAAGUCCCAUCUGACUCCAACUCAACAGAUCAACCACCUGGGCUUCUUGGCAAGAAGCUGCGCGACCUGCAAAAGUCUAUCCAUGCCAUUCUGCUUGCCACCAGCCACACUUCCCGUAUAAUCCACAGUGUCACCAUGUGUAUCUGUGCUGCUGUCAUUGCCAUGUUCCCUGUCAAUCUGUACACUCAGGCGUUAAUGUUCUACAAGAACAAGCAGAUUAAGGUCUCCCACUACUGGAACAACCCGGUGGCUCUACCACUUCCUUGUUGUGAGGAGCUGACUUGGUGGUUGCACAACCCUGCCAAAUGGAAUGGUCAUUCUCUGCUCCCCCCAUCUCCUCAACAGACCUUGUAUGUCAAUGCCAGUGACACUGGCUGGCGUGCUGCUCUCAACGGCCAACUGAAGGCAUUGCAUCUCUCCCUCCAAACUUUUGGUCACCUCAGCAAUAUGGCAGUGCAUGUGCGAACACACAACACCACUUCCAUGUCUUAUGCCAACAAGCAGGGCGAUCCACAUUCCAGGCGUUCUCAACACUCUUGCCGACUUGGCAUCGCAGAAAGUUUUCUCCAAGAACAUGUGGUGGCUGACUCCCUCUGCCUUCCAACAGAUCCAGAGUCAUUGGGGUCCUUAUACCAUCAAUCUGUUUGCAGACCGAACCACAGCCCUCCUCUCAAGAUAUAUCUCUUGGCUUCUGGACCCUCAGGCUCUGGCAACGAACGCCAUGUCCAUCCCUUGAACAGGUCUACAGAACAUGUAUCUCAAUCCUCCAUGGAACCUCAUCCUCUCUUGUCUCUGCAAGUUGCAUCUCAAACGUCUUCAAGUCAUGAUAGUGGUGCCUCAUUGGUCAUCCACCCUUUGGUUUCCUCUCCUGUUCUCCAUGGCUCUCCAACCUCCUCUCCUCCUCCACGGUCAACCAGUGAUUCCGUUCACACACACCCCUUGGUCAUUAACCAACCACAAGUGGAGGCUGUCCAUGUGGCGGGUCUCAGGCGACGUUGUGAAGACAGGGGGUAUACUGAGGAGGCCUCUUUGGCAUUAGUCUCUCCUUUGCUGAUGGACUCUUCCACCAACCGGGUGUACAAGAAAGAACAAUCAUUGUUUGUGGUUUGGGCGACUCAAAAUGAUGUGUCCCUCACUGAGUUCUCCUCUCAAGACCUGAUAAACUUCAUUACCUCAGCCACCGUGUCUAACUACAGUGUGAAUACCUUCCAGCUCUUUCUAUCAGCCAUCAUGUGGUUCCAUGUCAAUCCCUCCUCCAUGCACACUGGAGAUCUUGCACUACUUUUCUCCUCUCUGCACUGUUCCACUCCGCCGAUCCCUCUAUCUCAUCCACACGUCAAUCUCUCUCCCACCUUUGUGAUCCUUGCACACAUCCCUUCCUCUCCCACCACUUCUCUCAGCAAACCCUCUGACUUAGCCCAAAUUGAUCUCACUCAAUCCUACGCCUUUGAUAAGAUUCUGUGCUUGGUGAUUCCGAUCCCCAAGGAGAAUUGUAGUGGUCACCACAUCCCUCUGUCUGCUCUCCAAUCUCCUUCCACUCUUUUUCUAAAUUCCAAAAACCCAAGCCGCCCAAUUCAAACCAGCACUAUUUCCAGCUGCUUGUUCUGUUUUGUUUACUUGUCCACCUCUGUUUGCCCCACGCCUUCUCUCUGGUCAAUUGUCUUAGAUCUCACUCUUUGCCGUGAUGUUCCUCUUGAAGAUGUAGUCACCAUGGGAAACUGGUCCUCUUUGGCAAUGUUUGAACAGCACUACCACUGUAUGCGUGCUCCUCAGACAAAUAUCUCUUUGUUUAUGCUUCCAAUCUCAGUGAAAUGA